Molecule: messenger RNA, 9283 nt
Organism: Parasteatoda tepidariorum (common house spider)
Lineage: Eukaryota; Metazoa; Arthropoda; Arachnida; Araneae; Theridiidae
Biological process (GO): transmembrane transport; monoatomic ion transport
Cellular component (GO): membrane
Molecular function (GO): intracellularly cyclic nucleotide-activated monoatomic cation channel activity; protein-containing complex binding
Source: RefSeq, a predicted model, not a curated record
CAUAUCUAUAAAAUAUCCUUUGGCAUAUCAGACAUAGUUAAGGUGCUACGUUGUGAACGAUUUAAGUAUAUGAAAUAGAUUGUGCUAAUGAAUUAGUUUUGUUAUAAACUAUUUUGUGAAUGAGCUUUACUGAAUGUAAAAUAUACAUAAAACAAGCUGCAUUAAGCUUCUUUGCAUGGAAACAGGCUUCAUUAAAGUUUUUAUAUUAACGCAGCCUAUUUUGGAGUUAAGUAACAUCUGAACAUCUAACCAAACAUUACAUUAAAGCAUAUAUUAUUCAAAGUGUUUUAAAAAACUUUUCGACGAAUUUCCUUUUGGAUAUACUUGUAGAUUGGAUAUACUCAUUGAAUAUACUAAGAGAUAUGGUAUAGAAAUAUGAAAACUAAGUCACCAUUAUUUCUCAGAACAUAAAUCUGGAUAACAGCAAAAUUUACUCGCUGAUUACUUUUGUUUUGGAUAUACAGUCUUAUGAUACGUUCAAAUAGUUGGCUUGUAGAAUGCAGUAAUCUUAAUUACAAUCUCUUCUCAGAACAUAACUCGUUGAUUACUUUCUUUUUUAAUAUACGCUUUUAUCACACGUACUAAGAGUUAUGGUGUAUAAUUCUCUAAACUUAUUUACAAGCACUUCUUAGAAGAAAAAGCCUGCAUAAAAAUUAUACCUCGAUCAUUUUCGUUUUGGAUAUAGGGUUCUAUUAUACAUGCUAAGACAUAUGGUAUAGAAUUCUGUAAAAUUUAUAACCAUCCCCCUAUGCAGAACAUGAAUCCUGGAUAAAAAGAAAUGUUUCAAAACGCUCGUUGAUUACUUUCGUUUUGGAUAUACAACUUCAUUACAUGUUCUAAUAGUUAUAAUAGAACACGUCUCAGAACAUUAAACUUGGAUAUAGACAAGUGCUUCAAAACGCUCGUUGAUUACUUUCAUUUUGGAUAUACGAUUUCAUCACACGCAAAGUGUUGGCACAAGGAAGAUAAGUAAACUUCAGUUUUUCACUACGAACUAAAAAUUGCUUCAGCGUUUUGAUUAAAGACUUUUAAGCAAAAUACUUCUUUCAAGCGCAUUUGGUUCAUAAAACUGACGAGUAGUGAUGAAGCUAAGCGUGAUGACUUAUCGUGCAAGUUGUGAACGUUUGAACUUGAUUCGUCAAUCAUCCUAUGGUUCAUCAUCUACCACAGCACGUAGGGGUAGCAGCCUAGAUAGUAGUUUGCUGCCCCGAAGUGCACCCCCUAGAUAUUCAGGCAUCUAUAGAAAAGCCUUCAGUGACAGGCUUGUAUCACCUCCUCCCCCAAGGAGGGCACGUAUGGUCAGUUUUGACUUAUCGGACGACGAGUACGAAAAUUUUGACUUUGAGAGUGAUAUUGAGGAUUCCACUGAGUGUGGUGGUGGCGUGAUGAUGGUCGAUGGAAGCCAUGACAGCACCAUCCCACCACCACCUCACCAAGAGAACAAUGACAGUCAACAAGAACAAAUAAAAAAAGAACCUAUAACAACAACAGCCCCACCAAUAGAGAGUGCGUCAGCACCCCCAGCGGUUACUCCCCCAGUGGUUGCGGAAGAGACUUCAGUGAUUACUACUGGCAGAUCUCGUUGGAAUAAACUACGCCACACCGUCCAGUUGUCUUCGGCGAUUACGCAGGUUGCUAAGAAGCCGCCACUGAAAAGAGAGGAUUCUUUCCUAAAGAGAUUCUCGACCCGUCCUGUUUCAGAUCCGAACGCCUCUGAAGGUUCAGCAAGACUAGCAGGCGAAGGAAUGUUCAAAAGCCACCUCUUUGGACUCUUUCGCUCCGUCGUCAAUCCUGACGAAAACAUUCUCUUUUAUUGGCUUUCACUCGUCACUAUAUGUCUUCUUUACAAUGCAUGGACCAUCAUCGUCAGACAGGCUUUUCCAGAGCUUCAGGAUGACUGGUCAACACUUUGGUACUUUUUAGACGGCUUUACGGACGUCGUUUUCAUAUUAGACAUAGCCUUCCAGUUCAGAACGGGUUAUUUAGAACAGGGUUUAAUGGUGUGUGAAAGUAGAAAAUUAGCAGGACAUUACAUGAAGUCAAAGAGCUUUAUAAUGGACAUUGUAGCCAUUUUACCAUUAGAUUUGGUGCAAAUUCAAUUUGGAGUCUUGCCACUCGUUCGGUUUCCUAGGUUUUUAAAACUGUAUCGUUCCUUUCGACUGUAUUACAUGGUGGAAUCGAGAACAAUUUAUCCAAAUUUGUGGAGAGUUGUGAACCUGAUACACAUCCUGUUGCUCCUCGCUCAUUGGUUCGGUUGUUUUUACUACCUCCUCUCUGAAUUCGAAAAUUUCGUUGGGGAGUGGUCAUACCCGAAACCGGUUUACGACUACGCAACAUUGUCAAGGAAAUACCUGGGAUCAGUCUACUGGUCAACACUCACUCUUACAACGAUUGGAGAUUUGGCGACACCAGCUACGAAUCUUCAAUAUAUGUUUACCAUCAUCAGUUACCUCAUAGGAGUAUUUAUCUUCGCUACAAUAGUUGGACAAGUAGGAACUGUCAUUACAAACAGAAACGCAAGCCGACUGGAAUUUGAAAGAUUACUGGAUGGGGCAAAACUGUACAUGCGUCACCAUAAAGUACCAAGAAAUAUGCAAAGAAGAGUUCAGAGAUGGUACGAUUACUCAUGGUCCAGGGGUCGCAUGCAAGGAGGCGGGGAUAUCAACUCAGCCUUAGGAAUUUUGCCUGAUAAGCUGAAGACAGAACUCGCCUUGCACGUCAAUCUCAAGACACUCAAAAAAGUUAGCAUAUUCCAGGAAUGUCAACCUGAAUUUUUGCAUGACUUAGUUUUGAAAAUGCGUGCCUACAUUUUUACACCGGGUGACUUAAUCUGUAGAAAAGGGGAAGUGGCAAGAGAGAUGUUCAUCAUUGCAGACGGCAUUUUAGAAGUCAUAAGUGAAACUGGCAAAGUUUUGACACAAAUGAAAGCGGGAGAUUUUUUCGGAGAAAUUGGAAUUUUAAACUUAGAUGGAUUCAAUAGGCGUACAGCAGAUGUUAGAUCUGUUGGAUAUUCAGAACUUUUCAGUCUUUCUCGAGAAGAUAUUUUAGCUGCCAUGAAAGACUAUCCAGAGGCGCAGGAUAUACUUCAAACAAUGGGCCGUAAACGACUGAUGGAAGCUCGCUUGGCGGCUAAUAUAGGUAGAGCUGGCGCCAAUGCUGCAGACCCCAAUUUAGCUGCAGGUGGUCAAAAUCUAUCUGGCGAUGAAAAAAUCGAUCCAUUGAAGCCAAAAUCUGCCGUUUCUAAGCUGAUUAAUAAAGAUGUUUUGAAUCUCAAAAAACUUUUGAGGACAAGAUCUACAGCAUCGGGAACAACAACAGAAGCUGAUACAAUUGAGAUGAAGCAAAUGCAGUCAUGCGAUGAUGACGGAUCUCCUAACAAAAGAAGAAACGUUUCUUUCCAAAAACUAAUCAAAAAGAUUCAAUUUAAAAGAGAGGACUCAACAUCAAGUGUUAAAAGUCUUGCAGAUAAAUUGUCAGCAUUUCGAUCCAAACCUGAAAAGAGUGUUGUUGAAACAUCCUCUACUUCAACAGAAGAUAGUGGUGAUUCCUCGACUCCAUUAAAUAAAAGUUUACCACUCCUUCAAAGAGUCCGUCUUCUGGGUGCACAAGAAAAGAAAUCAGAAUUGUUGGGCUCUUUAAACGUAACAAGCAAAAGUCCACCUUACACCACAUCUAAGUUAUCAGAAUUUCCGUUUGAGAAAAAAGAAUCAAAUGACAAAGGCAACAAACAACCUUCUCCGAAAUUCGGAAGAUUUGAUAAAAAUGCUCAACUACACAUUCCAAAGGAAGAUAUUCAGCCGACGUCCCCAAAAUCGAGGAGUAAUCCCUUGUCUUCUAUCUUAACAUCCGCCUUAUCAAUAGGGGCAACGUCCCCGAGGUCCUCUAAGAAGUUAUCGCCCAAAAAGGAUAGUGCGGAGAGUAAAAAGCCUCCCUUAAGUCCAAAAAGCAGCAGACUGCCCGAUAGCUCAUCAUCAGAAAUACCUCUUUUGAAGAAAGUACUUCUACGGAAAGUAAUGGACGAUAAAAAACAAGAUGGGCAACGGAAUUUAUCACCGACAGAACAUCAAGAAAAUUUAGAAAACCACGGGACGCACUUCGUGUUUGAAGACCACAGCACCGAAAGUGGUGACAUCACAUCAGAGGACACAUCGAACCGAGUUUAUUUAGAACAAUUCUCACGUACCUUGGGAUUUCAAAUGAGUGAAGAUGUAACGCCAUCUCUGAAGCAGCCUCAACCAAGGCAACGCCUGAAUGCCUCCUCCAUUACACCAUCCCCCUCAAAAGAAAAUAUCAAUCCUGAAAACGCAAUGACGAACGGAAAUCCAGAAAAUAAAGAAGAAAACAAAAUAAUAUCACCGCCACCAGAUAACCGAGGCCGGUUAAGCAGAAUGAUGGCGGUUCGUGAAGAUUCGGAUGAACGAUCUGUCAUAGGAGAAACAGGGGAAGAUGAUCCAUUUGUAAAAAGUACAGAAUGUCAAACAGAGUUGUUGGAUAUUACUUACACAAAAGAGAUUGAGGAAAGGAGGAAGUACUCUGAAAAUGAUCCUGAAUUGAGUAAAUAUCUUAAAAGUAUGAUUAGUGAUCUGGAAUCUGUGAUAAAAAGUUAUGCCAUGGAGCAAGUGCGAGAAUUGCAGAAAGAAAAUGAUGUUCUCCGUAAAGAAUCCCAAGAGAAAGACUCUGUUAUCAAAAAACUUCUCUCUCGAUUGGAGGAAAACAGUAACUGGGAAACAUUUGAUGAAAUCUCUAGUUUAGGAGAAUCAUCUAUCACACUUUCAGAUAACAGGGAAGAAAAUCAGAACGAACAAAAAAUUGAUUCAGAUUGCGAAGACAAAAGUGUGAGUGAAUCAGAUACCAAAGACCUGGAAGAUAACGAAAGCAAGCUACUUCUCGAGCAAUCAAAGAAACCAAGGAAAUCGUGGCCAUCGUCUAUCUGUGCUCGCAGACGCAAACUUGGUCUAACAAGACAAAGUCUCUCCCUCGAUGACCCCGAAUAUCAGAAAAUGGUUUUGGCAGAGGAAGAUGAACUGUGGCGUGUAGAAUUUCCUCCCCCGCCGCCAAACAUGCCAUCAAGAUCAGUCAUUCCAAAGCCCAAAAUCUAUCCUGCACUUCCAGAAAGCUUCUUAGAAGAGCUUCCCAGUGAUUUAGAAAAACCAUCAUUUGAGAGGAGCUUAACAGUAAAAAGUGACAACGAUUGGGAGGUUAAAAUGCUAGUCGAACAAUUCGAAGAGAACGUUCACCAUAGCAGGCGCCAUUCUAGUGGUGAAGCUCUGUCUUGGGACAAAGUCCUUCGACUCAGAAACUCGAUUAGAACUAAAAAUCCCCCUGCCCCCGCUGUACGAGGCAGACGUAAAUUCAGUCUCAUCGAAGAUAGCUCUGGCAGACCACUGAGUUGUCCGAGCAGUGCAGCGGGAGCUUCGUCCAUCAUGUCCCAAUCUACUUCAUAUUCGAGCUUAAUAAGCGUGGAUCAUCACCGAGAUUCCGCCGGAAUCAACAACACUAAGACAGAUCCCAAGCAUGUCCGACGAAAAAGUAGCAAUAUUUUUACCCAAAGCCGGCCGACCGGCAGGAAAUGUAGCCUUCCCAUUAUUCAGCCUCUAACAUCAAUCAACAUGGCUCGGUGGCUGAGCCUUGAAAACGUCAAACCAGAAGAUAUCCAGAACCAAGAAUCAAGCCACCGAACUUCCAUAUCGUCAGGAUAUUCUCAAGAAACUGUCAUAGAAGUUGGUUCCAGGUAUUCAUCUUCCGAAGAUGUGCACGAACCAGAUAACACCGAGGAAGGACACCAUUCUUCCAAUACUACAACAAAAGAUACUAGUUUUUCCCUCAAUCUUGCAACGGCGCCACGAAUUACCGAUUGGCCUUCGAGUCCCUGUCUUCCUACAAUACGGGAAGAUGAACACUCUCAAGCUCUUAGCUUUUCAACGACGAAAUCUUCGCCUGGUCGUAGCUUCAGCCACGACUGCUUGUCUAAAACAUUUGCCUUGAAAGAAAUGGUGCAAAACCACAGGAAAAACAUUUCGUUCCAGCAGAGUGACUCUGAUUCCUUCCAUGAGACGUUCUUUAGUACCGUUAUACCACCAAGUAACGACAACGUUAUUUUAGAGUUAAAUAAGUCUUCGUGUAAAGAUAUCUCCUCCGAUAAUCAACGUUUCUAUGGUGAUGAAAGUGCUGAAAAUAUAUCUUCAUCCAAACUCUCGAUGAAGGAAAAUCCAAAAACUCAGAACAGCGUCGUAAUAAAUAUUCCAAAUUUCGAACCCAUUCUAAGUCCUUAGAUAAGUGUAAGCCACGUUGAAGAUUGUAACGGAUUACAAUCUGCAACGACAUACUUGUAAUAAAAUAAUCAUUUUAAUACAAGAAAUCAUUAUUUUACGAUGUUUAAUGUCAAUAUUACCAUUUUCAUUUCAAUAUGUGUAUUUAAAAAUAGUAUGUAUCAUACUUAUUAAAUGAAAACAUAGAACCAAAUAAUGAAUAUCAUAAGUAGAAGUUUCUCAUUUUACAAAUAUUAUUAAAUUUGCAAUUACAUAUAAGUAAAUAUUUUUAAAUUACUAAAAAUAAAUUCUAAUUGACGUUAUUGUUACAUGCUGCAAGUGAUUCCAGUUCCCUUAAAUUAAAUUAUCUUUUCCCAGAACCUGAUUUGAAUUAAUGGUCGUUAUUUUCACUUAGCUAGUCGCUUUUUGAUACUCCCAUAAAAAUGUUCUAAGAAAAUCAGUUGUAAAAGCCAAAAUUAUUCAAGCUGAGAUAUUUACUUGAAAACUUAAAGUGUGCAGAGCUUGGGGCUAUACAAAUAAAAAGCCACAUUUUUUUCAAAUAGUUUAGAAAGGUUUUAAUUGAUUUAAAAUACCGUGACUUUCAUGCACGCAAUAAGAUGUUCUUGUGUAUAGUGAUGUUGUCAAGUUGAAAUUCCGGAAAUUUGUGUAAUACUUAUCUGAAAACAAUACUAAACAAUUUAGUGGAAAAAUUUAACUUUUGGGAAAAGUAUGACUUAUUACGAUACUGCCUCAAGCCUGAAAUAUAAUUUUUUUUUAAAUUACUUUUUUUCUUCAAUUUAUUGAUUUUGUAUUUCUUUUGAGUUAAAUUAACCCUUUGCUUACGGUGCACCAUCACACGUGGUCCACAUGUUCCAGCCGUAAGCAAAAAGUUAUGAUAAUGUUUUAUUUUAAAAUGUAAUUAUAUUUAUAUUCUGCUUUUAAGCUAUCGUAUUUGUAAUAGGUUUAACUUGUAACUUGGGAUAUUUUAAAUAAGUUCUAUCUGCAAGCUUCAGAAAAAAUAUUUUAUUCUAUUCACAUAAUUUUUCUGAAAAUGUCUUAUUUAAACUGUAGUUAAACAAUGAUAUACUUAAUAACAAAUUUCCAAAAAAUUUUUAAAAAUUUUUUAAAAUAUCUUAAAAAUUUUGAAAAACUUUUGAAACACUUCUCAAAGGGUAACACUACAUAUAUACCGCCCCUUAAAACUUAUUAUAAACUAAUAUAUAUUUUUGAGAAUAUUAUACAUCAACAUUGGACCUGUAAUAUGAAAUUAAAAUUUAGUGGUGAAUGAACAAAAUUGGUUUUGAUUUAAACAAAAAACAUGUACUUAUUAAUGUACUUAUUACUGCUUUAAAAAACUUAAUUUUAAAAACUAGAAAUAAUAAUUAAAAAAAGCAGGUAAACCUUGUAGCAGUGGCAAAUUUUAUGUCAAAGUAAAACAUUGCGUAUUUACUAAAAUAUGCUAAUAUGAAAACUGAAUUUUUUAAAAAAUGUAAAUAUUAAAAUGAUAAUAUCAUUUGUUUAAUUUUAAUGAUUUACAUUAUCAUAAAAAAAAUUUUGCUAAAUAUAAAGUAAGCAUAAUCCCAACAUCAAUGCAUGAAGACCAACCAUUUACUGACAUGAUUUCAAACUAAAAUAAUAAUAAUAAUAAUAAUAAAUUUUUUAGUUUUGUAAAAGUUAGUUUUUUAAAGCAGAAAUGCUUAAAUUUUUUAUAAGUUAAUUCCUUUUUGAAAAACAAAAAAAUUUUACCCAUUGGAAAAAUGGGCGUUCUUCCAGAUUUUUAAAAAAAUUAUCAAACAGCAGCGGUCACCAUAGCAACGCAUGCAAUGACGACGCAUGCGCACUGUUUACUAUUACUCUUGAACAGUUGAAAAGUGUGAUGACGUCCAAAUAUUCGACCAUCAAACCCAAAACAACGCCAUCAAACCCAAAACAACACCCAUUUUGCUAAUGGAUAAUAAAAGAAUGAACCGAUAAUUGCAAUAUUGAAGAGCAAAAAGUAAUGGGGAAAUAAUAUAACAGAAGUUAAGCUAUAAAAAGGUAAAAAAUAGAUUCUUACUUUUUUUUUAUAGCAAACUUGCUAUCAGAAAAAAUUGUUUUUAGAAUGUGCUAAUUUUAUGAAUUUAGAGCAAUAUUAGGCAUUGCCAUCACAAAAAUUUCUGCUGAAAGGUCGAAUAUUGAAGCACUUUAGAUACAGCUUUAGAAGAAAAAAAACUAUUGUUUAUAUAUUCUUAAGUAGUGCUACUUUUCAAUCUACGGACUUAUACAUAAAAAUGUGAAAUUGUUAUGUUUCAAAAAUGUAAUUUUUGGUCUAUAAAGAAAAGAUCUCUUUAAUUCUACCUUCACUGUGGUUGACCUUGAUAAUAAUUCGUAAUAAUAAUAAUAACAUGUUUUUUUUUCCAAUUACACAUAAAUUUAUAUAUUGCAGCGUAGAUUUAAUUUUUUCUAUUUGAUAUGGAAUCUAAAAAAUAUUCAUUAAGCUUAGGGUUCCGAGUUCUGUCCAGCGCAUUGCCAUAUAUAUGCAAAAAAAAUUAUUGAGCAGGCUAAACUUUGACAAAGACGUCUAUGUAAUUAAAACUCAAUAAAUAAUUAUAAAUCAAUUUCAAUAAAAUAUUCAAUUUUAGAAAAGUAUUAUUGAAUUUGCGACAUAUGUAGAGCCUGUCACAGAAUUACUUCACAAGUACAAUCCAUAAUUAUUAAUAUUAUAAUUUGCUUUUUUUUUAAAAAUUAAAAGGUGAUAGAUGUAGAAAACCUUCCACGACACUUAUUAUUUUUAUGGAACAAUAUAAUCGCUUUAUUUAUCGAGACCAUAAAUAAUAUAAAUCUUAAGGCUCCGAAGUUAUAGUUAAUACAUUCACGAAAUUCGGAGAUAUCCCGCCCUUUUAUUUCAUGUAUGAGAGCUUCUAGCGAAUUGUAAUUUCGAACAGAACAAGAUUUGAAAAAAAAACAGCCUUCUGUGAUGUGAAUAAGAGAGAAUUUAUAUGUAAAUAUCAUGAUAAAUGUACAGAUGAAAUAAAUAUAAAUUAUAUCAUUCAUGA